Molecule: messenger RNA, 1002 nt
Organism: Spodoptera exigua (beet armyworm)
Lineage: Eukaryota; Metazoa; Arthropoda; Insecta; Lepidoptera; Noctuidae
Source: the annotation of a GenBank genome assembly
AUGUCGCGCCAAGUAGACUUAAAUGUAAAUAAAUUACUUGAUGGUCUGGGUUUAGAUGGUGAUGAUAAUACCAUCUGCGAUUUUACUAUUGCUGAUCAAAAUUGCGUUGCCGAGUCUCAAGGUAUCACACCUACCACUCCUUCUAAUUUCAAACCGGUACUGGGCAGCAACGUCACUUACGUUGUAGCUUGUGUGAUCAUAAACAAAUCAAAUGAAGUACUAAUGAUGCAAGAAGCAAAAGAGAGUUGUGCAGGCAAGUGGUAUCUACCAGCAGGUCGAAUGGAAAAAGGUGAAACUAUUGUGCAGGCUGCAGCCAGAGAGGUACUUGAAGAAACAGGACUUAUUUGUACACCAACCACAUUGUUAGUGGUUGAGACUGCUGGCGGAAUGUGGUACAGAUUUGUUUUAACAGGUGAAGUCAUUGGUGGUGAAUUGAAAACACCCGCUAGAGCAGACAAAGAAUCACUGCAAGCUAAGUGGAUAUCCAAUCUUCAGGAAAUCUCAUUAAGAUCUAAUGAUAUUUUACAUCUCAUUGAAAAAGCACAGUCAUAUAAUAAUAGAAGUCCUAGCAGUCAUUGGCAUAAAGAAAUCUUGCCUGCACCCAUUCAUCAUGUCAAAGAUUUAUUAAGACUGGUUGUGGUAAUAAAAAAGAGGAGUACUAAUAAGUUGCAUGUACUUUUGAGUGAGAAAACUGCAAUACAUUUUCCAACAUGUGAAAUAAAUCCAGGUAAAAGCAUACAUUCUACAUUGAGGAGAUUUAUGGUUGAAAUGUUUGGGGCUGAUGUAGGUCAGCAUAGGCCUCUUGGGUUAUUGAACCUAGAACAUGACCCCAUAGCUGAUGGUUGCUGCCUUACUCUACUUGUUGCUUUCAGGGCACCUCUUGAAGAAGUGCCCCUCAUUGGAAAAUGUGUCUGGCAGGAGGUUGCCCCUGGUGAUGAAAGUAGAUUGCUCUCAAUUAUUACAACAAAAAAUUCUUUGGUAGAGCUACAUGUUGUUCGUUAA